This is a messenger RNA of Eufriesea mexicana, 2011 nucleotides long. RefSeq names its product phosphatidylinositol-3-phosphatase SAC1 (gene Sac1). Gene Ontology annotation, molecular function: phosphatidylinositol-4-phosphate phosphatase activity. NCBI's taxonomy places the organism in Eukaryota, Metazoa, Arthropoda, Insecta, Hymenoptera, Apidae. The transcript is spliced from 8 exons. Gene Ontology annotation, biological process: phosphatidylinositol dephosphorylation. Gene Ontology annotation, cellular component: endoplasmic reticulum. The coding region runs from base 62 to 1816 and encodes 584 amino acids. The record is from RefSeq and is a predicted model, not a curated record.
UUUCAUUUUUUGUUAAUUUGUAUCUUCGUAAUACGCAUUGCAGAAGUUAUUUUGUAGCAGUAUGAAGCUACAUACAGAUGUAUAUGACAAAUUAUAUUUAUACAUAACACCUGAAAAGUUCUAUGUAGAAACUAUUGGAACUAGAGUGUUACUUGUAGUAGAUAGAGUGAGUCAGCAAAUUUAUACACAAGUUGGUACAGCUGGUCAAAUUCCAUCAAGUGCAAGCCGCAGGAAAAUAUGGGGUAUAAUAGGAACUAUACGGCUAUUAGCAUGCCGAUAUCUUAUAGUGAUAACAGAUGCAACAGAAGUUGGAACUAUAGCUGGUCAUCAAAUUUUUAAACUAGUUUUAACAGAAAUUAUACCAUAUUCCAAGUCUUUGCUACAUCUCAGCGAAAAACAAGUGCAAAAUAAUACAACAUAUAUAGAGAUGAUCAAAUCUGUAUUAAGUACACCUUAUUUUUAUUUUAGUUACACAUAUGAUCUUAGUCACACAAUGCAAAGGCUUCAUAAUACUCCACCUGAAUUUUUACAGAUGCCACUUCAUGAUAGGGCAGAUCCCAGAUUUAUAUGGAAUGCUUACCUUCUACAAGAUCUAACAUCAAGACCUGAGCAUUAUAAAUUCUGUCUACCUAUCAUUCAUGGAUUUGUGUCAUUAAAUACUAUUACUGUAACUGGUAGUACAUCGUUUAAUUUUGGUAUAGUAUCUAGACGUAGCGUGCACCGUGCAGGGACAAGAUUGUUUUCGCGUGGUAUAGAUUCCAUUGGUAAUGUUUCUAAUUAUGUAGAAACAGAACAAUUAGUCGAAUUCAAUGGUCAUCGUAUGUCUUUUGUACAAACGCGGGGUUCUAUUCCAUUAUUUUGGAACCAGGCACCAAAUCUAAAAUAUAAACCUAAACCACAAUUGAAUAUUCGUGAAGAUCAUCAAACUGCAUGUGCACGACAUUUUGAAACUCAAAUAUUUCAUUAUGGAAAGCAAAUUUUGAUUAAUUUGAUCGAUCAGCGUGGUCCAGAAGCUGUACUUGAAAAGGCAUACCGCAAUGUAGUACAACGAAUUAAUAAUCAAAACGUUCGGUACGAAAGUUUUGAUUUUCAUGCUGAAUGUAGAAGAUUAAGAUGGGACCGUCUAAAUGUCUUACUCGAUCGAUUAAGUCACGAAUUAGAACAAAUGGGUUACUUUUUAUUGUUAGAAGAUGGAACACUGCUGUCAGCUCAAGAUGGUAUUUUUCGUACCAAUUGUAUCGACUGUCUUGAUAGGACGAAUGUUGUUCAAAGUAUGAUUGCAAAGAGAGUGCUUAACGAUGUGUUAUCAAACUUGCAAAUUCUUAGGAGAAUCGAAGAUCAUCCUAGUGUCGAAGAACAUUUCAAACGGAUUUGGGCUGAUAAUGCAGAUAUAAUAAGUAUCGAAUACUCAGGUACUGGUGCACUGAAAACAGAUUUUACUCGAACUGGAAAACGCACUAAGUUAGGCGCAAUGAGAGAUGGCUGGAAUUCAAUAACGAGAUAUUAUAAAAAUAAUUUUACCGAUGGUUAUAGACAGGAUUCAUUGGACUUGUUUUUGGGCCGUUAUAUCGUACAAGAUGGUGAAUGUACGUUAAUCCAAUGUCCUCUGGACUCGGAAAAAAAUUGGUGUUAUGCUACAUUCCCUGUGGUACUUCUCGUUGCAUCAUCCAUGCUGGUUGCUCAUAUAAUCUUGCCUUCGAGAUACACUACUGAAAUUUUGUUGUAUAUGCUAUUUUGGGGUGCUAUGGUAGCCGGUACAUUUGCAACUAUUAUACAUCACGGCAAGCAAUACGUGGAUAAACCUAAAUUGCUUUAAAAAAGUUUUUAGGUGUAGGUAGCACAUAUCGUAUAAUAUUUUUAAAUUGCAAAGUUUUAAAAAUUCCUUAUUAUUUUUCACAUUUAAAUUUUUAAUCGCAUCCUCGUAUAGGUUUAAGAAAAUCACAAGGCAAUUUAAUAUUUUUCGUACGUGUAUUACUGCAUUUUCCAGUUUUGGAAAUUUUUGUUUAACAUU